Molecule: messenger RNA, 689 nt
Organism: Oppiella nova
Lineage: Eukaryota; Metazoa; Arthropoda; Arachnida; Sarcoptiformes; Oppiidae
Source: the annotation of a GenBank genome assembly
CGGACUACUUGUCCCGCAACUCGCACUUCGGUCAACAAAAUCGUGUUUAAAGAGAAGUUCUGUGAGUCGUGUCCGGAGUUCUUCUUUCGCAUAGCAUUCCUGUGCACCGAAGUGGACGACGAGGACAGGCCUCCGUUCGAGACGCUGGAGCGCUGGCUGGCGAACAUAGCACUGUAUUCCCGACAUUACACACCAUUCCCAAGGGGCUGAUGAAUGAGAUCGUGUCGUUCCCCGACUAUCAGUCGGCGCUGAGGGCCAGUAGGCGCCGCCGACCGCAUAGGACCCGUAGGGUCGGCCGCUGCACCCGAGCCUACAGUUGCGGACCACUACUGAGCGCAUUCCUCGAGUCUGUGCCGCCGAUUUCAUGGAUUACUUCCGACAAGCUAGGCCCGACGCAUUUAAUGCAUGUGAAGGAUUAUAAGGAGGAAAUACCCGGCUAUAGAGGCGCGCGAGGUGUCGACGCACAAGAAGGCCCCGAAGGUUGGGGUGAUGCAGCUGUUGGCACUGUAGCCGUGGGCACCUUGUUCACACUGUCCAUUCAUAGUCCCGCAGUGGCUAUAGUUCUUGGGGGCGCUAUUAUUGUCGGUGUUGUGGCCUGGCUAAUCAAUCGCCAGGCACAAAAGCGAAAGCAAAAUCAGAAGCUAAAGCAAAAUCCAAAGUCAAAGCCAAAAUCAAAGCCAAACCAGUGA